Molecule: messenger RNA, 2073 nt
Organism: Colletotrichum truncatum
Lineage: Eukaryota; Fungi; Ascomycota; Sordariomycetes; Glomerellales; Glomerellaceae
Product: sulfate permease
Biological process (GO): transmembrane transport
Cellular component (GO): plasma membrane
Molecular function (GO): sulfate transmembrane transporter activity
Source: RefSeq, a predicted model, not a curated record
AUGAAGUUUAUUGAGAAGGCCAAGUCUGAUUUCCAAACAGACAGUACCAUCAAUACUAUACGACAACAGGUCAGCUCUGCCUUACCCAGAUUACCUUCCGCAACAGGGCAGUAUCUGGUCGAAAAAGUCCCUAUCGUACAAUGGCUGCCUUACUACGAGCCCAAAUGGAUUCUUUCAGACUUCAUUGCGGGCAUGACUAUUGGCGUCAUGAUGAUUCCGCAAGCACUAGCCUAUGCUAAAAUUGCCACCAUUCCGGGGGAGUUUGGCUUAUACUCUAGUUGGCUUCCGGCUGCGAUCUAUGUCUUCAUGGGAACUUCCAAGGUAAUAAGCUCACAAUUAGACCUCUCUACCGGACCAACUUCCAUCAUGGGACUUUUGACCGCAGAAAUCAUCAGUGAUCUCAAGACGGAUGGGUUCGCCCCUGAGGAAAUCGCAUCAGCUGUAGCUUUAAUGGUCGGCAUAUACUCGCUGGUUCUUGGGCUUUUGAAGCUUGGAUUUAUUCUGGAUUACAUUUCUGUGCCAGUUUUGUCCGGGUUCCUGUCAGCAGCCGCCAUUACAAUCCUUCUUGGCCAAGUUGGUUCUCUUGUUGGUCUCAGCAAUGUACCUUCAGGUACGGCCAGUAUCAUCAACAACGUUUUCUCUCGAAUCCCCGAGAUGGAGCCCCUUACCAUUGCCAUUGGCUUCAGCGGUAUUGUCAUGCUGUACAUUCUGGAGUUCAUUGGAAAGAAGUGGGGGAAGAAAAGCUCUGUGAUCAAAUUUAUCUGCAGCAGUCGUGCGGUCAUUGUACUGUUCAUCUAUACGACAAUUAGCUUCCUUGUCAACAGGAACAGAAGCGUUCCUCUAUGGGCGAUUAGCAAGGUCAAGGCAAAUGGACUACAGGCCCCAAAAAUACCUGUUGCUGGCUUGGUUUCCAAGGUCACGACCAGAGCAAUUGCACCUCUUGUUGCAGCAGCUCUCGAACACUUGGCUAUCGGAAAAGCGUUCGGUCGAAAGAAUAAAUAUUCUAUCGAUGAAAGUCAAGAGCUAUGCUAUCUAGGAGUUACAAACACGAUUAACAGCUUGUUUGGAGCCAUGAGUGUCGGAGGGGCCAUGUCGAGGACAGCAGUCAACUCCGAAUGUGGCGUCAAGAGCCCAAUGAGUGGCGCCUUCACAGCCGGAUUCAUCCUUCUGACACUGUACAAGCUAUCGGGAGUUCUGUUUUGGAUUCCAAAGGCGACGCUCUCGGCAAUAAUUAUCAUGGCUGUUAUACAUAUCAUUGGCCCAGCAUCACUCUUUUAUCGUUACUGGCGAAUUUCAUUCCCAGACUUUGUCGCCUCAAUGCUCUCUUUUUGGGUUACGCUCUUUGUAUCGACAGAGAUGGGCAUUGCAUUUGCGGUUCUUUUCAGCAUCGGAUACACUCUCGUUCGCUCAGCGUUUCCCAAAGUCAAAGUAUCCUCUGCCAUGAGUGCACGGAAUGAUACGACUUUGCAGGCCCAGAAAUCCGUAUCGACGACUCCCAAAGACGCUCUGAUCCCCGACGACGCUAUGCUCGUCAGUUUCACAGACUCCAUCUUCUUCCCCAACGCUGGUCGUGUCAAAAAAUCCGUCAUUGAGUCUGUCAAGGUGCAGUUUGAGUCCCAAGCGACAGUAGGCGAGUCCGAAGGCAAGUCCCCGGACCGUUCUUGGAGUGUUGCGUCAGCAAAGCGCAUUGAAAUGUUGCGAAAGCGCAACAAAAUUGUGGCUUCAAGCUCGCCAAUGUCGAUCAUGGUGUGGGAUUUUACACAAGUGCCGUUUGUUGACGUAACAGGAGUCCAGACAAUGGCUGAGAUUAAGGAUGAGGUAAAGCAAUACGUUGGGAAGCAAAUGGUCUUGCGAUUUGUCGGUAUGAACCACAAAGUACGGCGCAGAUUUGCCCGUGCCGGGUGGAAAGUUGUGAAUGACCGCGAUAUCGACGAUGAAGUGUCGGACGAGAUAGAUGUUGCAUAUGAGGAGUUAGGGUCAGCCCUUUGGGAUAGAACCAAUCCUAAGGAGCAGGAGAAGGUUGGUUUGGGGGAGACGGAGUACUACGGUCUAAGCGAUGAGCCCCAGCGAUAA